UUAGAAUUUAAAUAUUAUGAUAGAGAUGAAGUGGAUAAGCAAGCAAAACUUUGGAUAGAUGAAGAUAAAAAGCAUCCAUGGGUAAAUCCCUCUCCUAAGAUGAAGGUGACAACAAACAAGGGCAUUUGCCAUAUACACACAGAAUUGACGGUUGGCAGGAUUCCUGAAUCAGUCUACUUAGUGUUUGCUAAUCCACUCAACAACCAAUACUUUAAAGAAUUCGACGGGAAAAAUUUUCUGGAAAGCAAACCAAGAAAACUUUUGAGGAAGGAUGGACCGAGGCGGAUUGCCGAGGUAGAGAAAAUUGUAUCCUGGAACUUCCUUUGGUUGUCUAGAUCUCUCCCAAUAAAACUAAUUGUCGAAGACAACCAAAAAGAUCUUACGGGAAAUUACAAGAAAAAGAAAGUGAAGUUCAUGAAAGUAUUCGAGGGUAGCUGGAAAGUGGAGCCAUUAUUCAUAGAUUCGGAACGCUUGUGCAAACAAAUCAAGCCAAAGGGUCGAGAAGAGUACAAAAAAUGUAGUGGUGGACGAGGAAGGAUUGCAUCGAAGGUGACGAUCGACCAAUACUUUGAGCCUUCUUCUCCUCUUAAUCUGCCA
Messenger RNA from Camelina sativa (false flax), 597 nucleotides. The record is from RefSeq and is a predicted model, not a curated record. Lineage: Eukaryota; Viridiplantae; Streptophyta; Magnoliopsida; Brassicales; Brassicaceae.